This is a messenger RNA of Medioppia subpectinata, 4659 nucleotides long. The record is from the annotation of a GenBank genome assembly. NCBI's taxonomy places the organism in Eukaryota, Metazoa, Arthropoda, Arachnida, Sarcoptiformes, Oppiidae.
CAAGAGUUCCGACAAUACUGUCCGCCAUUAUUGCCGGUCACACAAAAGCUUAAAUAUAAGCCGGGUUUGGCUGCAGUGAACAACUUCGGUAUCGGAGGAGUGAACGAUCACGUUAUCGUUGAGCCCAACCCACGGGUGCCGAGCGGUGACAGCCAUAAACUGUGCGAACCGAUGGCCCGAUUGGUGUUGAUCUGCGGCCGAACCCAAGAGUCGGUCAAACAUAUCAUGAAUUUCAUUGAAAGUUCGCCGAAGAAAGUGACCAAAGAGUUCGUCACUCUAUUGUGUCGAUCCAUGAAAUACACGCCUAAUGUUAACUCAACCGGAUUUCCCGUUAGAGGAUCAAUUAUAAUCAAUGAGACAAAUGAUGGUAAAAGUGAAGUGAAAUACAAUUAUAAGAAACAGAUAUCUGUAAUGAAAGACAAAACACUUCCACCCCUUUGGAUCGUAUUCCCGGGUUUGGGCGGUCAGUGGCCGGCAAUGGCUAAGGCUUUAAUGCCUAUCAAGAUAUUCGCCGAUAAAGUGGAAGAAUGCCAUCAAAUACUACACGAGUUUAAGAUUGACUUAAAAUACAUGUUAUUAUCGGACGACAAGACAUCGAUGUCUACAAUGACUGCAAAGUAUUGUUCGACGACUGCUAUAGAGAUAGCGUUGUUUGAAGUGAUGAAAGCGCUGGACAUCACACCCGACGGUAUAAUUGGCCACUCGUUUGGAGAGAUAGCCUGUGCUUACGCUGACGGGUGUCUCAGCACAAGGGAUGCAAUGGUCGUCACGUACUUCAGGGGAGCCGUCACUGAAAAUGAUAAGAAAAUAGCUAAAGGACUGAUGGCUGUCGUCGGGCUGUCUAAGGCUGAGGCCAAAAAAGUAACGCCCGGCGGUUGUUAUCUCGCGUGUCAUAAUUCAAAAGAUAAUGUAGUCAUUUCAGGUCCAAAGAAAGAGAUGUCAGAAAUGAUCAAACGAUUGGAAGAAAAGGCAGUAUUUGUGCGACAGUUAGAGAGCAGUGAAAUCCCAUAUCAUUCACAAUAUCUGAUCACAUCUGCAAAGCCUAUGACUGAAGCCAUUAAGAAAUACAUACCAAACCCGAGACUCCGGUCCCGGAAAUGGGUGUCCACUUCACUCAUGUCUACCGAUCUCAGCGAUGAGGCCUUGAAAUACGCUUCGGCCGAGUAUUUCGUCUACAAUCUGAUGAAUCCCGUGCUCUUCAUAGACAAACUCAAAGAUCUGCCCACAGAUGCUAUUAUACUAGAGUUGGGUCCGCACUCUAUAUUCCCUAAAGUGGUGUCCGAAACGCUGGACAACUCGACGUACGUAUCAUUAAUCAAGAGAAACGCAAACGACACUAAUUUGGACACAUUUAUGGCUGGAUUGGCCACUCUAUACGAAUCGGGAGUCAAUCUGUCCAUUGAAAAGCUAUACCCAGUGGUUGAGUGGCCGGUCGCCCGAAACACACAGUCCAUCAGUUCGCUCAUGCGUUGGGAUCACAGCCGGAAGUUCGAGCACAAACUCUAUCCGCAAAAAUAUUGUCGACUCACAGCCGGUGAUUACAAUUUCCCGGUCAAUCCUUCAAUGCUACAAGGUCACGCAUUCUACCUUGAUCACGCCGUCGAUGGCAACGCUCUCUUCCCGGCCACCGGCUAUUUAAUGCUCGCGUGGCGUAAACUGGCCACCAGUCGGGGUAAGCUGUGGUAUCAGUUGCCGGUUAUUUUUGAGAACGUUCAGCUCAAACGCGCCGUAUUCUUAAAUGAUGCCAACGGAACUAUCCUAACAGUCAAAUAUUUUCCCAACACUGACGAGUUCUGUGUGUUAGAGAACGAUAACGUGUGUGUUGUGGGCAAAGUGCGCACUCCGGACGACGAGGUGUUACUCACGCCUAACGCUAUACUCGAGAGACAGAAACUGAUGGCCAGUACUCAGUACUCACUCGACAGGAAAGACAUCUAUAAGGAGUUGGGAGUCCUGGGCCUCGACUACGGACCAAACUUUCAACGCCUGAAACGCAUUCAGACCAACGAUUUCCGCGACAUUUAUGGCAUCAAUGAAUGGGACGGAAAUUUUGUGACAUAUUUGGACGCAAUGUUGCAGUCAAUGGUAUUCGCCGCUCCUUUCCGUAAACUCAUGGUUCCGGUGAUGAUUCGGGCCAUACGUGUGGACCCGCGUGUGUUCUUCGAGAACGUCAAUCGGAACCGAAAUGUAGAGCAAACGGCUACAGACAUCGAACAGUCCGCUGUGGCGGACGUUGGACUGGUGGUAGCGGUUGGGGGAGAGGUGGCUGAUCCCGACGCACAUUUGGGCAUUGUUGAGAUAGACGAGGAGAUUCUCACCGAAGCCAAGAUCUUAUUAGAUGCAGAGAUUGCCCGCAAGAAAGAGCGCUUCUCCGUCUUCUCGGCUGAUAUGCCCUUUCAUUUCAACGCAAAGUCCAAACGACUGGUCGCUCACGGCUUAGAAGUGGAGGACCUGAUGGCCUUCCCUAUACCCAGACGUAGCGACGGCACGGAUCUGGUGUUAGACACAUAUGAGUUCUUCCCCAAUGAAGACCUCGAAGCCGUUGACGCCAGUGAUAAACGGGUGGCCAAUGAAUACAUUGAGGUGUGUAAAGCAAUGGCCGCUAAGAUUAAACUAAUUGGAUAUAAAGACAUUAAAUGCGAUUUUAAUUACCAAAACAUUAGCGAUGAUGUGAUACAAGAGUAUAGGACAACAAAUAACGAAAAUCAUGUGUUGUUUCAGCAAACGGCUACAGACAUCGAACAGUCCGCUGUGGCGGACGUUGGACUGGUGGUAGCGGUUGGGGGAGAGGUGGCUGAUCCCGACGCACAUUUGGGCAUUGUUGAGAUAGACGAGGAGAUCCUCACCGAAGCCAAGAUCUUAUUAGAUGCAGAGAUUGCCCGCAAGAAAGAGCGUUUCUCCGUCUUCUCGGCUGAUAUGCCCUUUCAUUUCAACGCAAAGUCCAAACGACUCGUCGCACACGGCUUGGAAGUGGAGGACCUGAUGGCCUUCCCUAUACCCAGACGUAGCGACGGUACGGAUCUGGUGUUAGACACGUAUGAGUUCUUCCCCAAUGAAGACCUCGAAGCCGUUGACGCCAGUGAUAAACGGGUGGCCAAUGAAUACAUUGAGGUGUGUAAAGCAAUGGCCGCUAAGAUUAAACUAAUUGGAUAUAAAGACAUUAAAUGCGAUUUUAAUUACCAAAACAUUAGCGAUGAUGUGAUACAAGAGUAUAGGACAACAAAUAACGAAAAUCAUGUAUUGUUUCGUAUAUUUGAUAAAAUACUGACAGAAGUUGUCGACGAAAACAAGAAUAUGAAAAACAAAGUUGUCGACGAAAACAAGAAUAUGAAAAACAGUAAAGAAGUGAUGAAAGUAUUAAAAGAUAUAGAAAGCGGUGCCGAAUAUGAUCUCAAUAAAGAUCUGAUAAAUCAGAUCCAGAAGAAUGAGCACAUGAUUAGAACUCUGGUUGAUAUCGUGUGCGAAAACUUUGUGACAAUCAAAGAGAUAAAAGUGACUGAAAUUAAUCUUUCGUCUGGUAUUUUGGCCAAAGAAGUGGAUCAGAUUAUGUCUCUCUUCCGUAUUAUGCCAUACGAUAUCGACUAUAAACUUGUGGUCAAAUCAAAACAGGAUUGCAAUGAUAUCGUUGGCCUAUUGUUUAGACAAAUGGUGAAUGAGUCGGAAAUACCCGAUAAAAGUAAUGUCAUUAGAGUUACUACAGAUUACGAGAAAUGGUUUGGAGUAUUGCAGGAAAAGUUGAUUACCGCAAAGGAUGCGGACAAUCAAACCGAUAACGUAUGGCUUAUGGCCGACGACUCGGGUAUUAAUGGAAUCGUAGGUAUGCGAUUAGAACCCGGAGGAGAGAACUUCAGAUAUAUAUUCAAUAUGGACUCCAAUACUGACACUAACAUUGACUUCACUACUAAACCCUAUUCUGAUAUAUUGGCCAAUGAUUUGGUAGCGAAUGUUAUCAAAGGGGGAAAACUUGGAAGUUAUAGACACAUAAAACUACCCAAAGACAGUGAUAAAGUUGUUUCCAUGCUCAUAAAGGAUUUAAACCCAGUUUGGGCUCUAGAGCGUCCAGAAGAAUGGUAUGAUUUGAGAUCUCUUUCACCAAAACGCGAAUCAUAUGAUUUCAAUGGACAGAAAGUGACCAAAAAUAAAAUCAACAUUUAUAGCACCGGAUUGUCGUUCCACGACGUUAUGUUGGCCACAGGUCGUAUCCCAUCGGGUCCUGAGGUUGUAUUCAUGGACUGUACAAUUGGUGGUGAAUUCGCCGGUCGUUUGGCCGAAACGGGGGAACGGGUUAUGGGUAUGGAAUCGGGCCGUUGUUUCGCGACAUCGGUAUACGCGGCGACUCAUACUUACGCUAAAAUCCCUGACCACUGGUCUAUGAACGAUGCCGUCUCUAUAUUGAGUACUUAUAGUACAGCUUAUUAUGGAUUGAUUAAAGCCGGAAGACUUAGGAAAGGUGAAAGCAUUUUAAUACACUCGGCUGCGGGAGGUGUGGGGCAGUCGGCUAUCAAUAUCUGCAAACACUAUGAAUGCGAUAUAUAUGUGACGGUCGGUAACGACGAGAAGAAACAGUUUUUGAUGAAUGAAUACAAUAUACCGGAGAAUAAGAUAUUCAACUCAAGAGAUAUACUCUUCAAGAAUCAGAUAAUGGAAGCGACGGAAGGA